This is a messenger RNA of Trichoderma virens Gv29-8, 1893 nucleotides long. RefSeq lists its product as uncharacterized. The transcript has 4 exons. The annotation marks the transcript as partial. Lineage: Eukaryota; Fungi; Ascomycota; Sordariomycetes; Hypocreales; Hypocreaceae. Gene Ontology annotation, molecular function: DNA-binding transcription factor activity, RNA polymerase II-specific; DNA binding; zinc ion binding. Gene Ontology annotation, biological process: regulation of DNA-templated transcription; DNA-templated transcription. The record is from RefSeq and is a predicted model, not a curated record.
CCUUCGCCGCACCCGCGCCGGAAGCCGGAUAGGUCGUGUGUGCUCUGCCACCGGAGGAAGAUCCGAUGCGACAGACAAACACCAUGCUUGGCAUGUGUGAGGGCUCGCCUCACGUGCACAUAUCCGGCAUCUGACAAACCUGUUCGUCGAGUCCGCAAGGCCACGAUUGCAGAUGUUGCUUCAAGGAUAUCAGAUCUUGAGAAGACAAUCGUAGCGGCGUCCAUUGACCAAGGAAGUACGGCGAGAAGAUCACUGCCGCCACAUGCUCAUAUAUCUGCGCCGGUGGGCUUGCCGGUGAGCCUGCCGGUGAGCCCGCAUGAGUCUCCGCAGGAACCUCAGGAAAUCCCUUCGGAGGAGGUCUUGAUCAGAAACGGCACCUCAAGCCAGUACUUUAAUGAACUCCUUAUCUCCAAAGUUAUUGAAGAGGAUCAAGACAAAUCCUCGCUGCUGCAUACACCAUACAGUGAGACCAAGCAGCAGGAUCUUGAUUCGCCCUUCAGUCUUAUGGGCUUACUGUCAAGCCCUGCCGUUUUUGAUGAAAAGGAGAGAGGUUGGCGGUUAUCCCGGCUGAGUGCCACACAGCUUUGGCAUCUUUUUGUACAAAAUGUCGAUGCCACUAUCAAGAUAUUGCAUAUUCCGACUGACGAGGUAACCGUUUUCACUGCUAUCCACCAACCGGAAUCCGUAUCUAGUGAUGUCCUGGCAAUGGUUUCAGCCGUGUACUUCGCUACAACGUUGACUCUGGAACCGGAGGAGGCUCAGCACAUCCUGGGCGUUGACAAGUCAAAUGCGCUGCGAACAUUUAAAAGAGAAUUUCAGAGGCAUUUGGCAGGGGCGGACAUGCUGGAGAAUCCAACAGCAUCAUCGCGAGCUUAUUACCACGGCAGGGGUAUCUGGAUCUUAAACGGUCUUGCUGUGAGAAUGGCGCAUUCUAUUGGCCUUCACCGGGACGGAACGAAACUGGGAAUGUCGCCAUUCGAGUCCGAAGUCCGAAGGCGACUAUGGUGGCACUUUCUUGCCAGGGACGGAAGAGCUGCUGAAGAUCACGGUAUUAGUUCAUGGUCGACUGUCCCGGGCUACGACACUAAAAUGCCACUGAACGUUGACGAUAAUGAACUUCGUCCGGAUAUGAAAGAGCUUCCGCCUCCUCACGGUGGAUGGACCAAAAUGAGUCUUCCACUGACAUGCAUGGAAGUGGCUCAAACGCUGCAGAACAUGGCCAAUCUCUCUAUGACGCCAUCAGGAUCGACGCCUAAAGAGGUUAUCAGGAGUAACAUGUUCAAUCAGCUCAGGUCUCGUGUUGAGCACUACAUAAAGCCAUGUAACCCAGUUAUUCCGAUACAGAGAAUGACCAUGAAAACAGCCCUCGCCAUGGUGCACAAAAUCGACUUUGUUACACGACAGCAGCUUGCCAUUAUGGAGAACCCCGAUAAGCGGAACGCGUUUGCCACAGAAGCAAAUCUGCUUUCUGCGCUAAGGUGUCUGGAAAUUCACCUCGAGUUAUGGGGAGAUGAGCUUCUUCGCCCAUAUAGAUGGUGCAUGUAUGGACAUCCACAGUAUCACAUGCUGCUAUACGUCCUCUGGCACCUCUGUGUUUGCCCUAGUGGCCCUAGCGUUGACCGAGCUUGGGUCAUUGUCGAAAAAACAUUUGAACUGGAACAAGUGAGGCUUUCUACGGCUGUGUCUAGCCCAGCACUGAAGUCUGUCAUCUUGAAGAGACUCCACAAGAAGGCUGUAAUGAUCCGACAAUCGUCAAUCAACGGAAGUGAUAAUACAAGCUCCACAUCUGGAAACGUGGACUGGAGUAGUCUUAUGCAGAAUAAUAUGCCCGAUUGGAACACGUUAGUCGAAGAUUUGCAUUUGGAUUUGCACGACUUUUCCAGUUAUUUUUAA